GUAGCUUGGAGGGAGAGCAAGAGGUCGGGAGGAGGAAGCUGUACUGAUGGAUCUGGGGCUUGCACCCUGCUUCAGUGUGGUGCUCAGGAGCCAGCCCGAGGCAAACCUGUACCCUGAGGUGCAGUAAUCCUGACAUUUGACUGCAUCUCCCCACUGGCACAAGGCGAUUCUAAUAACUCGUUGUCAAAGCCAAGAAGAUAUACACCCAACCUCUUCGCUUCCAAAAGCUUCUUGUCAAGACAUGGAAGCUAUUGCCAAGUUUGAUUUCAUGGCCUCCGGUGAAGAUGAACUGAGCUUCCACACUGGAGAUAUUCUGAAGAUACUAAGCAACCAAGAGGAGUGGCUCAAGGCGGAGCUCGGAAGCCAAGAAGGAUAUGUGCCUAAGAAUUUUAUAGAUAUCCAGUUUCCUGAGUGGUUCCAUGAAGGCCUCUCUCGACACCAAGCAGAGAACUUACUCAUGGGCAAGGAAAUUGGGUUCUUCAUCAUCCGGGCCAGCCAGAGCUCCCCAGGAGACUUCUCCAUCUCUGUCAGGCACGAGGACGAUGUUCAGCACUUCAAAGUCAUGCGAGACAACAAGGGCAACUACUUCCUGUGGACUGAGAAGUUCCCAUCCCUAAAUAAGCUGGUGGACUACUACAGGACGACCUCCAUCUCCAAACAGAAGCAGAUCUUCCUUCGGGAUGGAACCAAAGAAGAUCAGGGUCACCGGAGCAACAGCCUGGACAGGAGGUCCCAGGGAGGCCCUCAUCCAAGUGGAAAUGUAGGAGAAGAAAUCCGACCUUUGAUGAACCGGAAGCUGUCAGACAACCCUCCUUCCCGUCCCCAGCAUCAGCAGGCACCUCCUCCGUUCCCACCGGGGUCACAGCCUCCUCCACAGCAGCGGUAUCUGCAGCACCACCAUUUCCACCAGGACCGCCGUGGAGGCAGCCUGGACAUAAAUGAUGGACAUUGUAGCAUCGGCAGUGAGAUGAAUGCCACCCUGAUGCACCGGAGACAUACGGACCCCGUGCAACUCCAGGUGGCAGGGCGAGUGCGCUGGGCCCGGGCACUGUAUGACUUCGAGGCUCUGGAAGAAGAUGAGCUGGGAUUCCGAAGCGGGGAGGUGGUUGAAGUCCUGGAUAGCUCCAACCCAUCUUGGUGGACCGGCCGUCUCCACAACAAACUGGGUCUCUUCCCUGCCAACUAUGUGGCUCCCAUGAUGCGAUGAGUCCCACUGGGCGACUAGAGGCUUUUUGUCUGAAGCUGCCUGCAAGAUACAGACAAGGGAAAAAAAAGUUGGGCUUUAUAACUACACAUGCAUGCAUAUGAUGUACACGUGUGCCCGUGUGUACACAAAACAUGUAUAUGCAUGCCUACGGCUACACACAACAUUUUCUAGUAGUAAUUUAUUGGCAGCUGGGUUGGUUCAUUGACCGGCAUGAGAAGGAACUUGAGGGAAGAAUGGGGUGCUUUUCCAGCUCUUCUCUGUGCGAGAGGGCAGCAGGGAGCUGAGAGCAGGGCAGGAAAAUAGACUUCUCCCAACCCUUGAACUUUCACAGCUUCUUUCCUGGCUUGGGAACUUUCCAAGAGAGCAAGCAGCUAAACAGAGGUCACACCCCAGCAAUGGACACACAGGACGGGGCUGGGCUUGGCGAGGCAUGUUAGGUAGCUUACCUGGCCCCGUCCAUCUACAGGGUAGCUUCCCCUCUGUUUUCCACAGGGCAGGCAUUGCACCCUGAGAGCUAAAGUUUAGCAGAUCCAGGGCCACAGGCACCAAGCAAGUCUGAGCAGGUAGCUGGCAAGGGCGUGGUCAGUCUUCUCAGCUUGGUGUGGGAGAGCCUUGCAAGCCUCAGGCCUAGUCAAUGCCUGACAGAAACUUUUACUUUUCCACCAGUGACUGCCCACUGGGUGAUCCCCUUCCCCUGUAGCUGAUGAGAGAGAGUGUCUCUAACAUGGAGACACCACAGAGACAAGUGCUAGGGAACACAGGGCUUCUCCACAGACCCUUGUGGCUUGCUUGAAUGUAACUUCUGCUUUCCCGGCUGCAAAGAAAGCUGUAGCCUAGAUUCUAGGAAGUGCAGGGAGAAGCCCUGGCUGAGAAUGUGGGAUGUGUCAGCAGGCUCAUUUUGUGGUUACAAGGGUUGUGUCUGUGGAGUGCUCUUGUUUUUUUCCUCCUGAUUUUCUGUGGUUGAGGGGUGUCUUUGCCAAUGGACCAGAGGGAAGCCAAGACUGCAGAUCAAUAAACAGAUUGAUAUAUUGACUCUAACCCUGGACAGGAGCUUCAUGAAUAUGAGUUUCCUCUUCCAUCUGCAUGUUCAGCCUCUGGGGGCCUCCCUUCAGCUAGAAGGAGGAACCCCACUGACACUGUCCUUCUUUGUCACCUCAAACUCGAAUUGUGUGUCUUGGUGCCCACCCUGGAGAAGAAAGAGCAGAGAAGACAGGCUGAGGAGAGGGACACUGGAGAAGAAGAAGCUCGGUGCCGUUGUGGAGCCUGGAAGCAAACAUGUCACAACAGAAGGCACUUACAAGGGUGUUGGUGUAGUCACGUGUGGAUGUGUGUUCUGAGACAGGAAAAGAAGCGCUGGGGUGCAAGUGAUGGCAGGGCAUAUGUGGCAAGGGGCCCUCUCCCCUGUGUCCCCUCCUGCUUUAGGGAGGGACUGGAGGGCAUCUGCUACUGAAGCGAUAAAAGAACAGUGUGACUCACAAGUCACUGCAGUGUGGCAUACACUCGGUCCCUUGUGACUCUGAUUCAACAAUUCUCUGAUCCCCGGGUUCCCUUUAGAGAAAGAGAGGAAGAAAGAGACUAAGAGGGAAGAGAAAAUAGCCGGGAAGGGCAAGGAAA
Messenger RNA from Alexandromys fortis (reed vole), 2821 nucleotides. RefSeq names its product GRB2 related adaptor protein 2 (gene Grap2). The coding region runs from base 242 to 1207 and encodes 321 amino acids. The transcript is spliced from 8 exons. Gene Ontology annotation, molecular function: phosphotyrosine residue binding. NCBI's taxonomy places the organism in Eukaryota, Metazoa, Chordata, Mammalia, Rodentia, Cricetidae. Gene Ontology annotation, biological process: regulation of MAPK cascade; signal transduction. The record is from RefSeq and is a predicted model, not a curated record. Gene Ontology annotation, cellular component: plasma membrane; nucleoplasm; cytoplasm.